CGGCUCUAGUUUACUCCCGGAGUGAUUUCAUCAAUGGUAGCAAAGUGUCAUCAUACAAGCUAGCAUGCCGCUAGUCAGUUUAGCGAACUGUCUCUAAUAUUGUUUUAUUAUUUCACUAAAAGUUAUUACCACGUAUCGGUGAAGGUCUUUACAUAUUAAAAUAGCAUCACGAUAUUUUGUAUCUCGGUUGAGGCUGUUGAACUUUUCAGGAUUAAGAACUCUUGGUUAGCUAGCUCGUAAACAGUUGACUGUACAGCACUGUCAUUUGGGUGACAAGCGUGUUGCUGCUGAAUAAACCAGCUGACGUUAUCGAAUAGGUGUAUAACAGCAGAUGGAGCUGCAGGCGGUAUUGAUGGCUGCUGGUGGUGGGUCUCGUAUGAUGGACCUAACCUACAACACCCCCAAACCUCUGCUACCUGUAGGAAACAAGCCCCUCAUCUGGUACCCCCUCAACCUGCUGGAGAGAGUGGGGUUUGAAGAGGUAAUUGUUAUCACAACCAAAGAGGUGCAGAAGAUGAUCAGCACAGACCCCAAGGUGAAGCUGGAUGUGAAGAUGAAGUUAGACUUGGUGUGUAUCCAGGAGGAUGCUGACAUGGGCACCGCCGACGCCCUCAGGCACAUCCAGCAGAAAGUCAAGACGGACGUCUUGGUGGUGAGCUGUGACCUGAUAACGGACGCUGCCCUCCACGAGGUGGUCGACCUGUUCCGAGCCCACAACGCUACCCUCUCCAUGCUGAUGAGCAAAGCCCACGAGUUCACCGAGACUGUUCCCGGACAGAAGGGCAAGAAAAAAACCGGGGAGCAAAGGGACUUUGUCGGGGUGGAUGGUACAGGAAAGAGGCUCCUCUUUAUGGCCAACGAGGCCGACCUGGACGAAGGUGUGGUCAUCAGGAAGUCCAUCAUGAGAAAACAUCCAAGGAUGCACAUCAAAACUGGCCUUGUGGACGCCCACCUGUACUGCCUGAAGAAGUCUGUGGUCGACUUCCUCGCUGAUAACAAAUCAAUCUCUUCGAUUCGGGGAGAGUUAGUCCCAUAUCUGGUCCGCAAACAGUUCUCUAAAUCCACCAACUCUCCGAAGGUCAUCGAUGAAACUCAUCAGAACCUAAAGAAAAACGAUAGUAAUGUAAACUUAGAGAUCCAGAUCUCAUCCAGGGAUGAGGAGCUGCUGCAUCUAACCCAGGAGAGGUCCUGUUGGAAUGACCACCGUGGGGACAUGAGCGAUGCCUACCACGGAGGACGCCUGCGCUGCUACGUGCACAUCAUGGACGAGGGAAUAUGUUACCGAGUCAACACGCUAGCGGCCUACAUCGAAGCCAAUCGCCUGGCCCCUAAGCUGUUUGACGAGCCUGCAGUCCAUCCAUCAGCAGUGGUCUCUGAGCGUUGUCUGAUUGGUGCAGACAGCAUAAUAGGAGCUUCCUGUCAGAUCUCAGACAAGACAUCCAUCAAGAGAUCGACGAUCGGAGUGUCCACCACUGUCAGGGAGAAGGUCAAAGUAACCAACUCCAUCAUCAUGCAUGGAGUCACCAUCGAGGAGGGGUGUAACAUCCAGGGCAGUGUGAUCUGCAGUAAUGCUGUGAUUGGCCGAGGUGCAGACAUCAAAUACUGCCUGGUGGGGAGUGCCCAGCGCAUAGAGCCAGAUGCUGAAAGGACUAACGAGGUGAUCGUUGGAACUGACCAGCUGAUGGAGAUCUAGACAAGGGGGAAGACUGACCGAUGGGAACAACGCCUUAUUGACCGAUCCAACAGACCAGAGCAGUGAGGCAAACUAACUGACCACCAGGCAGUUCCACACAUCACCCCACCAUCUCCAUUGUCUUUUUUUUUACAUUGUGUCCAAAUAAAAGCAAUUUUAUUUAUCCCAAG
Molecule: messenger RNA, 1863 nt
Organism: Oncorhynchus mykiss (rainbow trout)
Lineage: Eukaryota; Metazoa; Chordata; Actinopteri; Salmoniformes; Salmonidae
Gene: eif2b3
Product: eukaryotic translation initiation factor 2B subunit gamma
Biological process (GO): cytoplasmic translational initiation; biosynthetic process
Cellular component (GO): guanyl-nucleotide exchange factor complex; eukaryotic translation initiation factor 2B complex
Molecular function (GO): guanyl-nucleotide exchange factor activity; translation initiation factor activity
Source: RefSeq, a predicted model, not a curated record